UGAGCAGAGGAAGGACCCCGGAUAUGGAUCAGACUUUGCCAAAUCCCCAGGCCGGAGGAGUCCCUCAGAAUGCUAUACCAGUGGCAGCUUUUAGACAGGGCAAUGUUCCCGUUUGGGAGAGAAGCAUCAUCAGCGGCGAUAACGUCCAGUUUGGGAGGCUCAGGCGGCGCACACGUUUGUCUCAGUCAGAGAGCCAGGCCACUGGAGCUGAAGAGGAGUGGUUGAGCAGCUCCUUGGGAUCAGGUGGCUUGUACGGUCAAAGCCCCAUCCUCCAGGGCAUGCAGGCAGAGCACGUUUGGUACAACCGCAACAUCUACGACCAAGCUGAGGGCAACUUCCAACGCCGGCGUGCCGCAAAUGCUGAUGGGCCGCUGUCCUCUUCCCCAAGGAGCACAAACACCAGAAACCCCUUGACCUUUCAUGCCAGGCGUAGCCCUGGUCAACAGCAGGAUCAGGGCCAGCCUGCCAGCACCGUGAGGUCCUCCAGCACCCCGCAACGGCAAUUUAUAAAAGGUCGCAGACGCACCUCCUCUGAGACGGAGCAGGUGGCCAGAGGCAGCAGAGGGCCAAACCAGAGGAAGAGGGGCGUCUCUGAAUCAGAAAGCAGGUCCAGCUGGCACAACAUCAACAUGAGUGGACUGCAGUGCCUUGCCACAGAGAACAUCUGGUUCGACAAACACAACUACGAUGAGGCAGAGAGGCGUUUCUAUGAGGGUGUUAACGGCCCCACGGUGCACCAGCAAAAGGUGAAAACCGCCCCUCAACAAAAGGUGCGCCAACAAAAACGGCAGCACAGAAAUUCUUCCUCACAUGCAGGAGGAGAUCAGGAGCUGGUUUCCCGCAUGAAGAGCCUGGAAGUGGAAAACCAGAAUCUGCACAAAGUGGUGGAGGAGAUGAGAGCAGCCCUGCAGAAACUGGAGUCCAGAGUAGCAGUGCUGGAAAGAAGUCCUGCACCAGCUGUGACUUGUGUAGCCGAGAUCAUUCCAUGUGCUCAGGCUGCCCCACCUCAGCAGGUCAAAGUGGAAAAUGGUGCUGCCGCUGCUGCUACCGCCGACGAUGACGACGAUGACAUUGACUUGUUUGGCAGUGACGAAGAUGACGAGGAAGCAGAGCGUCUCAAACAGCAGCGCGUUGCAGCCUAUGCAGCUAAAAAGGCCACGAAACCCACCCUCAUCGCCAAGUCAUCUAUUCUGUUAGACGUCAAGCCCUGGGACGAUGAGACGGACAUGGCGAAGCUGGAGGAGUGCGUUCGCUCCGUGCAGAUGGACGGUCUCCUGUGGGGAGCAUCGAAACUGGUCCCUGUGGGCUACGGGAUCAAGAAGCUGCAGAUCAGCUGUGUGGUCGAGGACGACAAAGUGGGAACAGACAUUCUGGAAGAGGAGAUCACCAAGUUUGAAGACUUCGUCCAAAGUGUAGACGUUGCUGCCUUCAACAAGAUCUGAGUUCCCCCAAAGACCUGCUGCUGUCGCUCUGAGUUAUUGUGAUCAUUAAACUGCUGAGCUCUGAGCACA
This is a messenger RNA of Thalassophryne amazonica, 1511 nucleotides long. Its product is annotated as elongation factor 1-delta-like. Lineage: Eukaryota; Metazoa; Chordata; Actinopteri; Batrachoidiformes; Batrachoididae. The coding region runs from base 24 to 1442 and encodes 472 amino acids. Gene Ontology annotation, molecular function: translation elongation factor activity; guanyl-nucleotide exchange factor activity. The record is from RefSeq and is a predicted model, not a curated record. Gene Ontology annotation, cellular component: eukaryotic translation elongation factor 1 complex; cytosol. The transcript is spliced from 8 exons. Gene Ontology annotation, biological process: translational elongation.